Molecule: messenger RNA, 729 nt
Organism: Caenorhabditis remanei
Lineage: Eukaryota; Metazoa; Nematoda; Chromadorea; Rhabditida; Rhabditidae
Exons: 4
Coding region: 1-729 (242 amino acids)
Source: RefSeq, a predicted model, not a curated record
AUGGCAUCAGAAGAACAAAUCGCUGCAGUUUAUCAACAAAAACUAUGGAAUUUGCAAGUAGACAAUGGCAAAAUUAUGCUGGAAAGUGAGAAAACGAGGUCUGGAAUUCUGAAAGACUACAAUUAUUUGGAAAUCAAAAUUCUAGAGGAAAAAUUCGAUUUUCGUCACAUGAACUUGACCAAUUUAUACAAAAUAAUGAAACGUUGGAGUGGAGAAUUGACAUUCGAUGAGUUUCGUAUAGCUUGUCUUCGCCUUGCCAGACAGUUUCAAAAGUUUCAAAAGCAUUUCGUCGAUAACAAAUUAUUGCAGGAUGGAACGUACGGUAAUUUGAAAUUGCCCCCACCAACACAACUUCUUGAUGCCGUCAGUGCCCUGCAGAACUUCUCCAACUCUGCCCAAAAUCUACAAAUCAUUAUUCACGAAGAUUUAUUUUUCGACUACCAAAUGCUCCAAAAAAGAAUAAUUGAAAAAUCCAAUGAGAUUCAGUCCAGCAUUCAGCAAUUUAUUAUUGAGUUUGAAAUUCAUAGAAAGAAUUCGAGAAAAAUUUGGAACCAAGUUUUUGGGUUCAAUGCGAACAUUUUGAGAAGAAAGAACGAUUUGGAAGUUAAAUACAUUCACAUCAAGAGUUUGGUGUCCCAUUUGGAGGAGUUGGUUAAAUUUCUCUACAUUCCUAUGUCCAGACGAUUCGAUGAUACAAUAGCUACAUAUUAUCAAUCUUUAGUGGUCUAA